Vanessa tameamea is the source of this 4211-nucleotide messenger RNA. RefSeq lists its product as uncharacterized. Bases 260 to 4129 code for a protein of 1289 amino acids. NCBI's taxonomy places the organism in Eukaryota, Metazoa, Arthropoda, Insecta, Lepidoptera, Nymphalidae. Gene Ontology annotation, cellular component: plasma membrane. The transcript is spliced from 24 exons. The record is from RefSeq and is a predicted model, not a curated record. Gene Ontology annotation, molecular function: L-arginine transmembrane transporter activity; L-ornithine transmembrane transporter activity; L-lysine transmembrane transporter activity. Gene Ontology annotation, biological process: L-arginine import across plasma membrane; L-ornithine transmembrane transport.
AUCUGAUAAGACAUUCCGUCAACAGGACUUGCCGCGUCGAGACAAUCUUGACUUGUUUUCAAAUUAAACCAAUUCUAGAAGGGAAUGAGUCAAAAUCUGAAUACAUUUUUGUUAUAAUUUAUAUGAAUGUGAUUGUGCGGGCGUGACAGUUUCGAGAGCAAAUGUUUCGAAUCCAGGCGAAUGAGUUUGGGUUUUGCUAACAUUCCAAAUGCGGGAUCAGGGGACACUAGAACAGGGGGCAACAGGUCUGGGCUGAUCAAUGGCAAGCAAAUGGAACUCCUUCUGCAGGAUCCUGCAUCGGAGACGAGUCUUCGAACCUGACCAGCUGAAUACAGGAAAUUUGAAGAGAUGCCUCUCAGUAUGGGACCUGACUGCGCUGGGCGUGGGCAGUUCACUCGGCGUCGGCGUGUACGUACUGAUUGGCUCCGUAGCCCGGCACCUGGCUGGACCUUCCAUAAUAUUAUCAUUUCUAAUUGCAGCCGUUGCUGCGAUAUUUGCUGGUAUGUGUUAUGCGGAAUUCGGCUCCAGAGUGCCCAAAGCGGGAUCUGCUUAUAUUUACACUUACGUGACCGUGGGAGAGUUCGUCGCUUUCGUCAUCGGCUGGAAUAUGAUUCUUGAGGCGGUUUUUGGCACAGCAAGCGUAGCACGUGGCCUCAGCAUGUAUGUAGACUCGAUGACGAACAACACCAUGUCAGUCUGGUUCGAAUCGUUCGCGCCGAUGUAUUCUGCAAAUUUUUCGCCGUAUUUCGACUUCUUCUCCUUUUUCAUAGUGAUCAUUCUAGGGGUCCUGCUUGCUUUCGGCGUUCGCGAAUCGACUCUAGUAAACAACGUGUUCACCGCUGUCAACAUCGUGGUCAUCUUGUUUAUUAUCAUCGCUGGGGCGUUCAAAGCGGACGUCAACAACUGGAGCAUAGCACCGGAACCCGCACAGGAGAACGAGGAUCGCGGCGAAGGUGGAUUCUUUCCUUACGGUGUGUGGGGGAUGCUAAAAGGUGCAGCGGUGUGUUUUUAUGGCUUCGUGGGUUUUGAUAGCAUCAGCUCAACUGGAGAGGAGGUGCGGGACCCGCGUAGAGCUAUCCCUUUAUCAAUAAUGGGGACCCAAAUGAUCGUGUUUGUGGCGUACGCAGCCGUAGCCACGGUAGUAACGAUGAUGAUGCCUUACUACUUGCAGGAAAAGGUCGCUUCCGUCGCAACCUCGUUUACUUACGUCGGCAUGGACUGGGCGCGCUGGGUGGUUACGGUUGGCGCUAUAGUAGGGAUCACUGCUAGUUUGUACGGUUCCAUUUUCCCCUUGCCUCGCUUGCUGUAUUCGAUGGCAUCGGACGGUCUUCUGAUGCAUUGGUUUGCGCGUGUGACCACUAAAAGGAAAUCACCAAUGAUAGCCACAUUAUUGUCAACUGUUAUUAUAGCUAUUUUAGCAGCGAUUUUGGAACUGAACGAGUUAAUUUUAAUGAUGUGCAUUGGAACUCUGUUAUCGUACACCGUAGUCGCGUGUUGCGUUAUAAUACUAAGAUAUCGUUCAGCGAGUAUAUCAGAAUCGAGUUAUGUCAAGCAGAUGUUCGGUCUUGGUCUCAAGGCACCGACUAAAGCCACAGCAUCCAUAAUGAAUACUUUGCUCAUAUUAUUUAUUUGUACGUGUGUAACGUCAGGUCUAGUGAUCCAUCACGUUGAAUAUCCUAUCGUGUACCUAGCAAUACUACACUCAAUAGCGUUGUUUCUGAUCAUCGUCAUGACAAUGCAGCCCCAAUUGAAAGAGGAGUUGACAUUUAAGACUCCCUUAGUACCCCUUGUGCCAUGUUUAAGUAUCUACGUCAACAUUAAUUUAAUGAUGCUGAUUAAACUGCAGACGUGGAUUCGCGUCAUAAUUUGGAUGGCGAUUGGUCUACCAAUUUAUUUCCUAUGCGUAUAUUGUUAUAAGCAAAAUGUUGAGGAUAAUCUUCAAGAUAACAUUAAUGCUUCUGUAAAUAUGAAUGUGAACGGGAAAGCACCGGUUCAAAUAUAUGUUGUGUCACCGACGCCUCCUGAUACUAUAUCACGUAGUAACAAAGGAGGAGAUCAAAUUAUAGAACAAGAUGAUCGAAUACAAGUAAUAGAUGAGAAAUCACAAGAGGAUAUCGUUAUUAAUAAAGUUCUGUUUGUAACUGAAGAAGUUAUAAUACAACAUGCUUAUUACGAAGAUAACGAAGAGAAAGAAGCUAAGAUAAUAGAUUUGUUGGAUCAAGUUUUGCAAGCGGAAGAAGAUUCUUAUGCGAAAAUAUUGAGUUUAAAAGAGAGCAAUGAAGAAGAAAACGUUACAAAAGAACAAGAAAAUGUUACUCAUAGAAAAUCCUUGAGUGAGUUAUCUGACGCUGGUUCGGAUGCAUCUAUGGGUAAUCAAGUGUUAUCUAAAUAUGAUGUUAUCGCUGAAGUCCACAGAGAAGAUUUGCCAAUAGUUAACGAAGAAGAAGAAAGAAGCGAUAGAGAAGAAACUGAAAUAAAUCAAGAAAAUGACGACAUAAUUGAAUACGAAGACAAUACUGCUUGUAAUGAUAGUGAUACUAAUUCACAAACUGAUGAAUCUGGAUACUCAGACACUAUCGAUAAAACAGUGCUCUGCGAAUCUGUUGAUAAUUUAAAAGACGACGAACCAAAAAUACCUGUUCCACCGCCUUUAGACGAAAACUUUUUUGCGAAUCCAUCUUUCAAAAAAUCCUAUACUAUAUCAGUGAGGCCACCUAAACCUAGAACAGGAGAUUCAGAAGAAGAAGGUAAAAUCAUACCUAGAGCAAGUGUUCAAUCUAAUUCUUCUUAUGAUGAUACACCGAUGGUGUUUGGAAGUGAUAAGCAAAUGAAUUUUAUGUCGAAAUUGAAUAAUAUAUUUCAAAAUAAAAUAGCGUCUGAAAAUGACGAAUACUUCGAUUGGAGUUACAGCGUGCAGUCCAUGAUCCUGUCUUCCUUCUUCUGGGGCUACGUCAUACUUCAAAUCCCAGGCGGAGAACUUGCGAAAAAAUUUGGAGGGAAGAUCCUUAUUACCAUCUCAAUAUCUGUCAAUUCACUGUUAUCACUCGCAAUGCCGAUUGGUGCAAAAUACGGUGGCUGGCAAUUCGUGGUCGGAUGUAGAGUAUUGCAAGGCCUGACGCAAGCAUUCGUGUACCCAUCAAUGCAUCACCUCGUCAGCCAAUGGAUUCCCCUGGAGGAGAAAGGAAGACUGAGUACUAUAAUAUACGCUGGUGGACAGCUCGGUAUCGCACUUCAGCUCAUAGCAGCAGGUUUCCUAGCUACAGCCUGGGGUUGGCAGGCAAUAUUCUACGCCAAUGGUACUCUAGGAGCUAUUUGGACAGUGGCAUAUUUGUACUUGGGUUCAGCUUCGCCGGAAAGUUCAAAAUUAAUAUCUGAAGAAGAAUUGACGUACAUUCAGACGUCUUUGGGAAGAGUUGGUGGAGCUAAGAAAUACCCAACACCGUUCCGCAAGAUAGCUACUUGUCUUCCGUUUUGGGCGGCUGUAAUCGCCCACUGUGGUCAGAACUGGGGUUUCUUUACUCUAAUGACAGAGAUGCCUACAUACAUGGCGAAGGUCUUGGAUGUUAAUCUGACUAAGAACGGUAUGCUGUCAUCGCUUCCCUACUUGGCUAUGUACAUCCUUAGUUUCCCUAUGGGCACCAUGACUGAUCUUAUCAUCAGACGAGGGUGGCUGAGCGUCACAAAUACUAGAAAACUGUUCAAUUCUAUUGGUCUAUGGGGACCGGCGCUUGCUCUCAUCGGUCUAUCCUACACUCCUGAGGGCAACAUGAUACUAGCGGUUAUAAUGCUUACCAUUAGUGUGGGUAUUAAUGCUGGACAGUACACUGGAUAUAUGUUGAUCUCAAUAGACCUGGCACCCAACUUCAGCUCCUCUCUCAUGGGCAUCUCCAACUGCAUUGCUAAUAUCAUAUCAAUCAUUGCACCGAUGGUCUGCGGCCUGAUUAUACAAGACGAGACGGAUCCAACCGAAUGGCGUAAAGUUUUCUUCUUGGCAUCAGGAGUUUACUUCUUCACUAAUUUAUUCUUCAUCCUGUUCACUACGUCCACAAGGCAGCCGUGGAAUGACCCCGAUGAGGAGAUCGAUGUUGAAAAGAAAAUCCCAGAGAAAGCUACCAGCGCACAUAUAUGAAAGAAAAUAUUCUAUAAUAUAUAAGAAUUUUAUUUAUUUUUGUACCUGAAAAAAUAUUAUAGAUGUAAAUACAGCAUCCAUA